AUGGCCACAACGGGUCUUAUCUCGAGGGCCUACUGCGCGUCUUACGUCUUGUUUUCAAGCAUCGAGCUCACAGAAAUUUCACCAUCGACUUCAUCCUCCCUCAGCCUCGCGCCACUCGCCUACGAUCAAACUACAACCGUGGUCUCGCGAGGCAUGGAAACCGUGCGAAGCAUCGGCGAUGGCUCAGAACCUGCUUCCCUAGAAGAUGCCUUCACACCCACAGUGCACUUCCAGAUUGAAACCACCGGAAAGCAAUGGCUCUCGCUCCCCAUCGGCACCCGACCAGACCCGAUCGCAAUCUACCAUGUCGAAGCGGGUUCCUGGAGCGCGGAGUCUAUCCCGGCGUACAUGUCCCUCCGCUUCUCCCGCAACGACGGAAGCUGCCACCUCCUGAGAGGCGACGACGCAUCCCAGACGCCUGUCUGCACGACGCUCUACCGCUUCGGGCCGGGGAAGCCUCCCAUCUUUCGACCGUCGCAGGCCCUCGCGGCGCUUCACGCACCUGCGUCUUCCGCUUCUCCUGAUUCCUCUUCGACAGAGGUCUCAUUCCAAGAAGAGCAGACUAGUGGCAGCGAGGUAGAUGUGGGCGCAGACCUCCCAAUCGUCUCCAAGUCCCUCACCUCCCGCACCCAGAUCCUGAAGACGCCUCUGGGUAUCUUCCAGUGGCGUCACGCCACACGCAAAGAACGCGCUACCAUACCUGGCGCCGACCAGCUACUCGUCUGCGAGCUUGUGCAGACCAUUGCGCUGGCUGGUGGUAAAAAGACGGAGGAGAGCAGGACGAGGAUUGCGCAGUUCGUACGUGGGAAGGAGACGAGGACUCGAGUACCCCUAGAGGCCGGGCGCGUCCGGUAUCGUGUAAGAUCGUAG
Colletotrichum phormii is the source of this 870-nucleotide messenger RNA. RefSeq lists its product as uncharacterized. The transcript is spliced from 3 exons. The record is from RefSeq and is a predicted model, not a curated record. The coding region runs from base 1 to 870 and encodes 289 amino acids. NCBI's taxonomy places the organism in Eukaryota, Fungi, Ascomycota, Sordariomycetes, Glomerellales, Glomerellaceae.